Messenger RNA from Aspergillus versicolor CBS 583.65, 1390 nucleotides. RefSeq lists its product as uncharacterized. Lineage: Eukaryota; Fungi; Ascomycota; Eurotiomycetes; Eurotiales; Aspergillaceae. The record is from RefSeq and is a predicted model, not a curated record. The transcript has a single exon. The coding region runs from base 193 to 1329 and encodes 378 amino acids.
ACCGUAGACAAGCAAUUCAGGCAGAUCUUAUCAAUCAGAUAAAAACCCCGCCAAGACCAGAAAAAUCAGACGCAGAAACCGCAAUCAACACACCAUCCAUCCAUCCAUUCAGUAUCCCCUCUAUCCCUCUGCAUCUCACUCCCCAUUUCAGCCCUAGGGUCUAAAUUUAUCUCCAAGCCAAGCCCCGCCGCGAUGCACAUCCGGCCCUCAUACCCGAAAAAGACCCGUCCUCGCCCAGGCCUUCUCCACGAAUACGCCGAGCGCCUCGUCGCAUUCGAAUACGCUACAGCCGGACAAGUAAAACCACAUACCCUCCUCUUCAUCCCGGGGCUGGGCGACGGGCUCGGCACGGUCGCGUAUCUAGAUGAUAUUGCUGCGGCGCUGGAACACACGGAAUGGUCGGUUUUCUCGCCGGUGUUGUCUUCGUCGUAUGGCGGGUGGGGGAUGAGUGGGCUGGGGCGGGAUAUUGAUGAGAUGGCGCUUUGUUUGGAGUAUAUCGUGGAGUAUAAACGGGGUGCGGUGUCGUCAGAGUCUACGACAUCGACGGGGACAUGCACAGAACCGGAGAUACGGAGCGGCUCACGGCCGGGAAAGAUUGUCAUUAUGGGCCAUUCAACUGGCAGCCAGGAUGUCUUGCAGUAUAUUAGCUCGAUCAACCCGAGACAUCCUCACCCCGUGCUGGAUCGUGGGGGGUCGGCGCCGCCGAUCUUAAGGCCGCAGGUUGACGGAGCGAUUAUGCAAGCCCCAGUCUCAGAUCGGGAGGCGAUUCUGACUGUCCUGAAGGAGGGGAAUCGUCACCAUACUGCGGAGGAGAUGCAGAUGAUUUAUGAUCGUGCGAUUGCGGGGGCUAGGAAAGAUACGUUUGAGAAGGAUGGGCUGGAUACGGUGGUGCCGUUGCCGUAUACGGCGAGUAUUGGGUACCCCGGCAGCACGGCGAUUAGUAGUCGACGGUUUCUUAGUCUGGCGAGUCCGGAUAGUCCGCGAUCUCCAGGUGAGGACGAUCUGUUUAGCUCGGAUUUGGGAGAGGAGCGGUUGAGGAAGACGUUUGGGAUGGUGCGUGAACGGGGCGUGUUGAGGGGGGCUGAGAGUUUGUUGGUGCUGUAUUCUGGGAGUGAUCCUUCUGUUCCGGCGCAUGUUGAUAAGGAGGCUUUGUUGAAAAGGUGGCGAAGGGUUACUGAUGCGGACCGGGAGAUAUGGCAUGCAGAGAGUGGGAUUAUUCCUUGGGCGUCUCACACGCUUGAAGGGCCGGACCAGGUUGAGCAACGGCGGAUUCUGGUGCAUAAACUGCAUGUGUUUUUGACUGAUAUUGAAAAUGAUGUACCGAAGUAAUGACUUAUGAAUAAUGAAUUGAUGCCCAAAGUUGGAAUAUAUAUAGUUUGUCGGAGUAAAU